This is a messenger RNA of Pelodiscus sinensis (Chinese soft-shelled turtle), 3499 nucleotides long. The record is from RefSeq and is a predicted model, not a curated record. Lineage: Eukaryota; Metazoa; Chordata; Testudines; Trionychidae.
GAUUUCAGGAGUAAUCCAUGUUCGGAUGCUGGUUGCGACGAUGGAGAAGUAUGAGCAGAUGCUAACCAUAGGCCGGGGAGCGACUGCCAAGGUCCUCCUGAUGAGGGACACAGGGACAAAGAAACUGUUUGCCGUGAAAAAAAUCAAGACCGAUCCGUCCAAGAAAACGAGGACCAGAGAGGCAGUGCUUCAGGAGGUGACCAUCCUGGGCAAACUCACGCACCCCCACAUUGUAAGCUGCCACGAGCAUUUCUUUGACAAGGAACACAUGUUCAUCGUCCAGGACUACUGCGACGGCGGCUCCCUGGACGACCACAUUAAGCAGAGGAAGGAGGGCUACUUUCCCGAGAGCACCGUCAUGGAGUGGUUUGUGCAGCUAGCGAUGGCCGUGCAGCACAUCCACUCCAUGAAGAUCCUGCACCGAGAUAUCAAAACAUCCAACGUGUUCCUCACGAAGAAAGGGAUGCUGAAACUGGGGGACUUUGGCAUCUCGAAGGUCAUGAACAGCACCUUGGACAUGGCAAGCACUUUCGUGGGCACUCCCUAUUACCUGAGCCCCGAGCUCUGCGAGGACGUGCCGUACAGCUCCAAGGCAGACAUCUGGGCGCUGGGAUGUGUCCUCUUUGAAACGUGUGCCUUGCGGCCGCCCUUCGAUGGCAUCAGUCUGGUCAGCCUGUUCUACAAGAUUGUGCAAGGCCCCUACGCCCCGGUGCCGGAGUGCUUUUCCGAGCCCCUGCACGGCGUGAUCCAAGCCAUCCUGGAGAAGUGCCCCGCAAAGCGGCCCAGUGCCAGCGGCGUCCUCAACCUCCCGUAUGUCCAGCACCACCUCCAGCUUUUCCUUCGUCACCGAGAGUCCCAGCUCUUCAAGCAGCAACAUCGGGCAAAGCCCCACGAGGAGGACAGCCCGGAUCCCCUCCCUCCCACGCCCCCAAGUCAGACGCUCCCGGCUCACCAAGGGAGGGGCGCCUUCCGGCCAAAGUCAGCACCGCCGUACGUCAGCACACGCAGGCCCGAGCUUUCGGAGCCGGAGGAGCUAGACAGAAGCUCAGAUUACUCCGAGGACUUUGAGCGUGAAAGCGCCUCUUCCACCGAGGAGAACUUAGAAGACGACGUUCCCCUUCCGGGCCUGUCCACGCAGGCCCCACGAGAGAGCGGCCAGGCCAGCCCUCCUGACUCACCCCUGAGCGCGGAUUCACCAGGUACCCUCCCGUGUCCUGUCUGCGCCAUCCCGGAAACCCGAGCAGGGACUCCCACCAGGACUGGCCUUGAGGGCAGGGAUGAGGUGGAGCUGGCAGAUUACCCGGACGAUUUCGAGGAGGUGGAGGAGCCCAGCCUGGAAGCGGUGGUGAGCAGUGCCCGCUGCGCCAUGCAGGUGCCAGCUGACAAUGAGGCGUUCCAGGAGGAUCCCCAAGGGCCCGCUGCUCUCUCGGCCUCCCUGAGGACUCUGCGGGAGACAUGCACAGGGGAGCCCGAUCCGUCCCUGGGCGACCACGUCCCGGCUCAGGCCCAGUUCGCGCCCGAGGAUCUGCAGCCUCACUUUGAGCACCGGAUGGGUCCUGACCACCUGGAGACCUGCUAUCUGCUCCUCAGCUUGGACCAGGAGACAGCCUAGCCCCGGCGGAGCCGUGCCCUGCUGGCGGAAUGCAAACAAGGUGGCCUGAUGGUCAAUGCUGAGUUUUCACUCCGUGCUUGGUAGAGACCAGCCAGACCACAGGCCCGUCCAGCCCAGUGCCCUGCUGCCCAGAGCAGCCCGAGGGAGGGAACCCACCAGGGAAUCCUCACGCGACCCCUCCCCUGUCGCCCAUUCCCAGGUCCAGGGACUCGCCAUUGGAGGGCCUUCCUCCACGCGCCCAGAGUAGCGUCAGCACCGCGCCUGCUGGAACCUGCGGGAGGAGAGGUCGGGGCGGGGGAGAAGUUGCUGCAGGAGCUCUGACCAGUGCAAAGCGAGGGCCUCUCUGCUCACAUGACAGCUCCAUUGGCCUGGGCUUAUCUGGCGGCCCAGGCGAGGGGCUGGAGGAAGCAGCACAAUAGGAAUAAAGGGUUGUGGCGAACGUGAGCAGAAUGGCCGGCGCGGAGCCCCGAGGCACAUGGCACAAGCAGACGCCUCACUCAGCAGCACUUCCGGGAAUCGCCCCAGUCCCUGUCCACAUUGUGUCCCAGCCAAAGACCCAGCGACUUCCCAAUGCUGCAGGCUCUGGCCACGGCAGCGCUGCCAGACCCCUACCAGCAGGGCCGCCUACGGGGGGAAUAAAAGGCAGGUACUCGCAGGGAUUGGCAGCUGGUUCUUGCUGGUACCCCGUACCGGCCUGCUUCCACCUCUGGGGCAGGGUGGGGGUCAGAGGCUGUGCCUGGGGGUUGGUCUUUGUCAGUUCACAGGGCCAGGGCCCAACAGGGUUGUACAUUCUCUUCAACACAGAGCCGAUUAGGGAUAAUGCACGUUAGCGAGCUCACGCCACUUCCCAGGCUCACUCUAGCAAGCGAAAGCACCACAGGACAAUGGCUAAAGGCGUACAAGGCUCUCUGCAGUGCUCGCGUCCCGCUCCGCUCACCUCGCGCCCGGCCGCAGUGGACGUGGCUCCUGCAUGGGGGAAUCCUGCUCAGCCCUCGAGGUUGGGGGCCCGGUUGAGACUCAUCUAGGGGCGGGUCUCCCCGGGAUUUGAUGUUAGCUGUUUACUGAGUGUGCGUGAGCGGGCCCGAUGCCACUGUUAACGUUCCCACGGGGCUGGCUCUCCGCUAGCAAGCAUAGGAAGCUGUGGCCAAUGAAGGGCGUCUGAUAGCUAACACCUGGGGUUUGUGCUUGCAGGCUACGGAUACCAGGCUGUGAUACAGCUAGGAAACUUCCAUCCCUGCUCUCUGAGGCCUGCAGGCAGGCCUGCCAGCACGUCUCAUGACAAUCUUGCUGCCAGCUCUGCCCAAGAGAUCCUUAUUAAGGAUUAACAGGGAGCAGGAAAAUCCUUAGAAAACAAAAUCCUGAAACAGCAUUGCCAAUCCCAAGGGUUCAAACAUCAGGAGCCUGGCCCCAAAUCAUGAGCAUUUAAAACAACUUCAGACUCUUUUAUCUGGAAGCCCAGACACUUCCCUUUUCAGUGAAAGCCAAGAGUCGCACUUAGUGUCCCAAAUUCCAGAGCCUGGUGGGUUAAAAAUACCCACCAAAUCACAAGCCUUGAGAAUGGCCAACAGGAAUUUUUGCAAAGCUCCCUGGCCUUGCUAUUCUAAGCAUGCUCUGUCAGCAACAGGAAUGUUUUCAAACUUGACAAUGUCCCUUUGAAUCUGAGGCCGCUUUGAAGACCAUGCCCGGGGUGCGCAGUUACUGCACUUACCAUGAAAAUAAAGCUACAGUGCAAACAGAGCUAUUGAUUACUAACCGUAUCCAUGCCAGCUUUCCCUAAACAAAGUCUGUAAACUGCUUUGCAGGGGAGCCCAGUUAGUCUGUAACAGGAAAACUUAAAAAACAACCAAUGGUCUGGUAGCACUUGAUAGACUAACAAAACAUGUGGAU